Soboliphyme baturini is the source of this 653-nucleotide messenger RNA. The record is from the annotation of a GenBank genome assembly. NCBI's taxonomy places the organism in Eukaryota, Metazoa, Nematoda, Enoplea, Dioctophymatida, Soboliphymatidae.
AUGACCGGCCUUGGCUUUACGUCCAACGGAGGUGACACGACAAGCGUCCUGAAUAAAGAAUCGAUCGCUAAGACCCUUCAAGCAGUUGAGAAUUCCCAACAGCAGGAUUUCAUCCAAUGUUGUUUGAAUAAAGACCCGGCUCGACGGCCUACCGUGCAUGAUUUGCUCUUCCAUCCGAUACUUUUCGAAGUGCCGUCGUUGAAGUUGUUGGCCGCCCAUGUCGUCGUAAAUAUUUACGAAUCGCCGAAUGACACAGACGAGCGGAUCAAGGAGCUAGACAAGAACAAGGUUAUCGCUGAGACCUUCUUAUACGACGGAUCGCCCGGUACCCAAAUUACGGUUGGCGACGUUCCAGUCAGCGAGUUGGACAAGUAUUUGGAAGACGUUAGAAAUGGCAUUUACCCGUUGACUGCUUAUGCGAAUCCAUACAAACGAACACGGGUUUCAUCAUCAUCCACCGUGUCUUCACUCAAUCUGUCGUUUCCUGCCAAGCAGCCAGCCGCGUCGUCCGGCGACAUGCCGAGCAGCGACAAUUCAGACGAACAGUGCAUCGAGUCGCGACGGUUGAUCAGCAUGUCUGCAGAGAUCAAAGGAGUCGAAACUGAAAGUGUUUAUGGAGUGAGUAUUUCUUUCUGCUCCUGUACUCGUUAAAU